CAACCUAAUUUUGGAAGAAUUCAUGACAAGCCAAGCAAUCUAGCCAGUCAUGAUCAGAAUGUGAUAAUACCUAGUUGUGACAUUGAAUCACUCUGUCAAACCAGGAAGCAGGUGAGCUAUAUAUCAUGCUCCAGUAAAGGAACCUAUUCACAUCCACAAGCUUCUGAAAGACACAGAAGAUAUCUCCUACAUUCCAGAAAAUCAAAGAGAUGCUGCUGCUUGCUACGUUCCUGUGCCUUACAGCUGUGCUGCAGCAAUCUUCUGGACAGAAACCUGCGAAAGGUUAUAAUGAUCUGGCAACUGACAAGAUUGAUCAGCAAAACGUGAUUGUGGUCAAACACAACACCCUCCGGGCACAAGUGAUCCCCCCUGCCAGCAACAUGCUGAGGAUGGAAUGGAGUGAUGCAGCACAAGCAAAUGCUAAACGUUGGGCAGAUUUGUGUACUUUAUCUCAUAGUCCUCAAAGUUAUAGAACAACUGUUACAGUCUGUGGUGAAAAUCUCUACAUGUCAAGCGCCCCAACUGCAUGGUCAGAUGUCAUUCAGGCCUGGUAUAAUGAAAAGAAAGACUUUAAGUAUGGCAGUGGGCCAACAAGACCAGAAGCAGUGAUUGCGCAUUAUACUCAGGUGGUUUGGUAUAAAUCUUACCAGAUUGGAUGUGCAGUGGCUUUCUGUCCUCAGAAUAUAUUCAGCUACUUUUACGUUUGCCACUACUGCCCUGCAGGGAACCUUAAACCAUUAAUUAACACACCUUACAAAUCAGGACCACCAUGUGGAGACUGUCCUAAUGCCUGUGAUAAUGGACUAUGCACCAAUCCUUGCAAGUAUGAAGAUAAGUACUUAAAUUGUCCAGAACUGGCAAAGUUACCUGGAUGCAACAAGGAUAUAGUGAAGGACAACUGUCGUGCUUCCUGCCAAUGCACCACUGAAAUCAAAUAACCAGUUUGAUUCAUGCAUUUAAGAUAAUUAAGCCACUGACGACAGUGAUUUUUACAAAGCUGAAGUCCAUCUACCAGCUUUUAUGAAUGCAGCCUUUCUGAUUUUCAGGGGUAACUCACAUGACUAAAGGCUGAGGAUAUAGGCUUUCACUUACAUAUUCUACCUUGAUUACAUUUCUUUCUUGAAAAAAUGUAGCAUAUAGUUGUUACUUGGCUGAAAUUGGACAUGGUACAAACUAGGCUUUUAUAACAUUUGGUGACCAGGAUUUUCUAUUAAUUUCAACAUCAUCUUCUGCAAAAUACCAUUUUAAAUGCUAUAUAAAGGACUGUCCUGCAAAGAUACACUUGUCUAGGUCUUGUUCCUCCUAGUAAUGCCAUUGAUUUCAGUAGCUGAGGUACUACCAUCUUCAUUCACAUUGAA
Molecule: messenger RNA, 1358 nt
Organism: Gavialis gangeticus (Gharial)
Lineage: Eukaryota; Metazoa; Chordata; Crocodylia; Gavialidae
Product: cysteine-rich venom protein-like
Exons: 8
Coding region: 210-938 (242 amino acids)
Cellular component (GO): extracellular region
Source: RefSeq, a predicted model, not a curated record